Drosophila eugracilis is the source of this 928-nucleotide messenger RNA. RefSeq lists its product as uncharacterized. The transcript is spliced from 2 exons. The coding region runs from base 164 to 739 and encodes 191 amino acids. NCBI's taxonomy places the organism in Eukaryota, Metazoa, Arthropoda, Insecta, Diptera, Drosophilidae. The record is from RefSeq and is a predicted model, not a curated record.
CAUCUGUUUAGUUUUUUUAAAGUUGUUGGCGAAAAUUCUAGCUGGUGGAAUUCGGCGAAGCAGUGAAGUGUUGGCGAAAGCAGUUGGAUACGGAAGGAAAGUGCUUGGAAAAUUAUGCCUAACAACAACCAGGUUCGUCGGGAGGAGAGGGCUGCCGCAGAAGAUGUACAGCGACAACGCCACGAACUUCAUGGGAGCGAGCAACGUGCUCAAGGAUCUGAGCGCAGCGUUUCACCGCAGUCAGGAACAGUUGAGAGGAUACGCGGCUCACGAUGGAGAGGCCCUGACUCCAGGACAUCUGCUUAUCGGACAGCCUCUAAUCACGCUGCCGCAAGAGUCCGGCACAGGCGGAAUCUCCAGCAAGGCCAGUUGCGGAUAUUUGAGGCGGUGGCGAAUGCUGUCCGAUCUCAAGCAGCAGUUUUGGGCCAGCUGGUCCAAGGACUACAUCGCCAGCCUGCAGCAUCGCAACAAGUGGUGCGUCGAGGGCCGCGAUCUGGAGGUCGGGUGUCUGGUGCUCGUGCACGAGGACAACAUGCCCCCGCAAAGGUGGCUUACAGGCCGCGUGGUGGCAAUAACAGUCGGUGAGGACGGAAGAGUGCGUGUGGCGGAGGUACGGACGUCAGGAGGCGUCAUCAAGCGCGCCAUCCACAAGCUGGCAUUGCUGCCAGUAAGCAACGCUCCUAACGAGGAGGUUAAAGCGCCGGAGGCCUUCAACGGGGCCGGAAUGUUGGAGCAGUAGAUUAAGUUUUAUUGUUAGUUUUAAGGAAAGAUGAAAAGAAAUAAUUAUUUGAAUACGCAGGCAAAAUGUAAACAAACCACCUUAAAAACCAAUGUACAAAAGCUUAUCAGUUUCACUCAAUCUUGAGCACAGCCGAGUUGUUGUGAUCUAACUGAUAAGCUUUUCAGUUCGUGGCUAUGCGAAGUGUUA